AUGCAACCAGAUUUACCAGUUAAUGUAUUUUGGGAUUUAGAGAAUUGUGCAGUUCCAUCAAAUUUAAAAGGUAUUCAUGUUGUAAAUGCAAUUAGAUCAUUUGCAUUACAAAGAGGUGUGCUAAAGAAUAUAUCAGCAUUUGCCAAUUUAAAGUUAAUUAAAGAUGAGUUAAGAUCCAAUCUACAAGAAUGUGGUGUACUAUUACACGAUGUCACUAGAAAUAAAUCAAAUGCAUCUGAUAUCGCUAUAUUGGUAGAGAUUUUGAAAUUGGUAAUCGAUAAUAAACCACCUCAUUGUAUCGUUUUAAUUUCAGGUGAUAGAGAUUUUUCAAACGUUUUAAAUACUUUAACAUUUAGAAGAUAUCAAGUAUUCUUAAUUCAUUCAACUCAUGCUUCUGACGUUUUAAAAUAUUCUGCAACCGCUUCAUAUGAAUGGAUAUCUUUAUUAAAAGGUACUAUUAAAGCACCAAAUUCACCACCUUUAUUAAAUCAAUCACAACAUCCUCAACAAGUAGUUCAGUAUCAACAACAACAACAACAACAACAACAACAACAACAACAACAACAACAACAACAACAACAACAACAACAACAACAACAACAACAACAACAACAGCAACAGCAACAACAACAACAACAACAGCAACAAUAUCACUACCAUAGCCAAAAUUUAAGCCAAAACCAACAACCAUACCAAUACCAACCACAACAACAACAACAACAACAACAACAACAACAACAACAACAACAACAACAACAACAACAACAACAUCUUCAUCAUCUUCAUCACCACCAACAACAAAAGAAUAAUUUAACAAGAUCAUUAAAUAAUACAAAUAUUCAGGCUAUCAAAAAUCAAAGUAAUAAUAUUCAAAAUUUCUCACAACAUAAUAAUCCACAUGUACAAAAUCAAUAUCAUCAUCAACAACAAUACCAACAUCAACAUCAAUCUAAUCAAUCACCAUUCCAACAACAGUCACAACAACAUACACCACAGGUACCACAACAAACACCAACUCAACAAAGUGUUCAACAAUAUCAACAUCAACAGCAGCAACAACAGCAGCAACAACAACAGCAACAACAACAGCAACAGCAACAACAACAUGUGACAGCACAACAAAUCCCACAAAAGGUUAUUCAAGAGGAAGUGCAACCACAUGAUUCAAUUGAAAAGAAACAAAUAACAGGUGGAGAUAAAGAAUCAUCUUCACCACCAGAUGACACAUUAAAUUCACCACAUUCAAAGAAUAGUGUAUUGGAAUUUGAGAACCAAUCAGAGCAACAAUUUGAAAUGGAUACAGUUGACAAUGAAAACGAUAUUGAUAACAAUGAAGAUGAUUCUUCAUAUGAUGAUGAUGAUAAUAAUAAUAAAAACAAUGAAGAGCAAGAGCAAAACUCAUUUUAUAAAGAAGAUAAUUUCGAAAUUGAAUCUGUAUUAUCAUUAUUUGCCAAUAAUAUUAAUGUAAACGGUGCUGAAAAUGAUGAUUGCGCAAUAAUUACUGAAGAUCAAUCAUCUCAACAUUAUCAAAGAUCAUUACCAAUAAUUCCAACGUCAUAUAUUGAUCCAGUUGAAAGAAUUGAUAUUUCAAAAGAUACAAUUGGUAAUGAUAUUGAUAAUGAUUUCGAAUUUGAUGAACCUGUCAGUAUCUCUCCUCAAAUUGAAAAUAAUUUUAAUUCUAUGGAUCUUUCAUCAAGUAGUAAUAAUAUAAAUAAUACAUUUAUUAAUUUAAGAAGUAAUAGUAUUAAUUUAAAUAAUAAUAAUAAUAAUAAUAAUAAUAAUACGAAUAACAAAAACAACAACAAUGAUAAUAAUAAUAAUAAUAAUAAUAAUAAUAAUAAUAAUAAUAAUAAUAAUAAUAAUAAUAAUAAUAAUAAUAAUAAUAAUAAUAAUAAUAAUAAGAAAAAGAAGAAAUCAAAAGGAAAAGUUAUAUCACCAACAAAUACAAGUCCAAUUAUAUCACCAAGAUCAACAAAUAAUGUAUCAGAUAUAAAUAAUACAUUUGAAAUUAUUCCGGCAAGUAACUCUGCAUUCUUAAAGGAUACAUUAUCAAGAUUUUAUCCACUUUUAGAUCUUUUAGAUAAGAGUGAGCAUCGUAAAUUAACCUUUUCAGAGAUUGGUAUUAAACUUCCCUACUCUUUAAUCAAUAAAAUUGGUUAUACUAAAUUAAACAAUUAUUUAUAUGAUGCUCAAGCUUUGGGUUUAAUUGUUGUUAGAGAAAUUAGACAAAUUUUAUGGGCUUUUCCAGUUUAUUCAUUAGAAAAUAGAACAAAUAUUGAUUUAACUGCAAGUACUAAAAAGAUUCUAUCUCAUCUUUUAAAGACAUUGGAGAGUUUAAAAAAAGAUUAUUUUAGACCAACAGAAUCUCAAAUUUUAAAAAGAAUGAAAACACUUGGAUACCCAUGUUAUAAUUUCGAUUUGAUUGUAUUACCAAUUGCAUUAUCUGGUUCACUUAUUAUCGAUGGUGAGAAGCCAACCCGUGUUUUAUAUCCAUCCACUGGUAGAUUCGAAGGUAUAGAUCCAUCAGUUCCAAACCCCGAUUUCUUUUUACCACAUACUUGGAGACAAUUGGAAAGCUUUUUAAAAUCAUCACAUCCAAUUUCAAGAAAUGGUAGAUAUGGUUUUGCAACAUUUUUAAAAGAAUCAGGACCAAAUGAAAUUAGAGAAAUGCCUUUGGCUGUAAUUACGUCCAUGGUUGAAUUAGCAUUUAAAAAGAAGAUUCUAACCUAUAAAAACUGUAACGUCUCUAGUAAUAUUGAAGAAUUAAUGUUUUGUGAGUCUAGUUCUUCAAUUAUUGAUAUCAUUCCAGAUUCUGAUAAUUCCAACACUUUGGAUAAUGAUUCAUCAAACAAUAAUAAAUUAGUAUCAAAUUGUAAUGAUAAUAAUAAUAAUAAUAAUAAUAAUAAUAAUAAUAAUAAUAAUAAUAAUAAUAAUAAUAAUACUAAUAAUAAUAAUAAUAAUAAUAAUAAUAAUAAUAACAAUAACAACACCAACAACAACAACAACAACAACAACAACAACAACAACAACAACAACAACAACAACAACAACAACAACACCAACAACAACAACAACACAAACACAAACACAAGCACUAACACUAACAACAACAACACCAACAAUACCAGCAAUACCAACAACAACAACACCAACAACACCAACAACACCAACAACACCAACAACAACACCAACAACACCACCAAUAACAACACCACCACCAAUAACAAUAAUAAUAAUAAUAAUAAUAAUAAUAAUAAUAAUAAUAAUAAUAAUAAUAAUAAUAAUAAUAAUAAUAAUAAUAAUAAUAAUAAUAUUAAUAAUAAUUCUAAUAAUAAUUCAAUCACUUCCUCCACCACUACUGCAACAUCAUCAGUAAAUAAUACAACCCCAACACCAACAACACCAACCUCAUCAACAACAAUAGCACCAAUAACAACACCAACACCAUCAGCCAUAAUAUCAACUACUCCAACAUCAACAUCAGUACCAACAUCAACAUUGAAUAAUAACAAUAAUACCACCAAUAUAAUUGGUGGUAUUAUUGGAAAUUCAAAUAACAACGAUAUUAAUGGAAAUAAUGGUUUGAAUUCAACAAACAACAACACUAAUUCACAUGGCAAUAUUAUUAACAAUGGCUUAGCUAUUGGGAAUAACCAAGAUAUUUUAACAAGUAGUUUAGUUGGAUCUUUACCAAAUGAAAAAGAUGGUAUUCAAAAUAAUGAAAUUGAUAACGAUUUUGUUUCUAUCGCAUCUAAUAAUAAUAAUAAUAAUAAUAAUAAUAAUACUAUUAGUAAUAAUAGUGGCAAUAAUAAUAUUAUUAAUAAUAAUAAUAAUAGUAAUAAUAUUAACAAUAUUGCCAAUAAUAGUUCUAAUAAUAAUAAUUUAAUUAAUACCAAUAAUAAUAAUAAUAAUAAUAAUAAUAAUAAUAAUAAUAAUAAUAAUAAUAACAUUAAUAAUUUAAGUAGUAAUAAUUUAUUAUUAUUAUCAAAAGAUGCAGAAAUAUUAGUACCCAUUACUUUUACAUGGCCAUAUAGUGGUCAUGUUAUUCAAUUGACUGGAUCAUUCCUAAAUUGGGAUAAAAGAGUACUCUUGACCUAUGAUCCACAAUUGAAUACCCCGCCUCAAACAAUAGAUUUGUCGAGAAUUGAAGAGAAAUGCUCAGAUAGUACCAGCGAAACACAGAUAAGGUCAGUCGUUGUUCGCUUGGCGCCUGGUAGGUACGAAUACAAAUUUGUUAUCGAUGGAAAUUGGGAAUAUGAUCCCCAAAAACCAAUUUUAACUGACGAUAGAGGUAACAUUAAUAACAUUUUAAAUGUUUCUCAAAAAUGA
Molecule: messenger RNA, 4329 nt
Organism: Dictyostelium discoideum AX4
Lineage: Eukaryota; Evosea; Eumycetozoa; Dictyosteliales; Dictyosteliaceae
Exons: 2
Coding region: 1-4329 (1442 amino acids)
Molecular function (GO): RNA nuclease activity
Source: RefSeq, a predicted model, not a curated record